AUUUUAAUGACUAACCAAUCAAAAAACCAAACAGUAUUGAUCGUUUAAGGUCAACCUAAAUUAAUUGACCAAUAAUAAUAAGAAAGUAAUUUAUCCCAAAUGUAUAUAGAUAUACAAAUAUAUAUAUACCACAUCUAAGUAUGUAUAUAUUUAAUCAGUCACGUGUUUUACUCCAGUUCCUUCCAAAAUAGCGUAGUUGGAAUAUCAUGAAUUUGAUCCCAGCUUAUAUAUAUCUUUUGUUGAUCAUCUUUAUAAACCAUGUUUAUUCAGCGCGACCACUUACACCUUAUCAAAGAAGUUUCACACCAGCUAGAAAUAUUAGUUGUGCACAAUGUGAAAUGAAAUUAGAAGUGGAUAAAUCAAAAAGUUUUGUAGAAACUGAUAUGUAUCGUCGUAGAUGUUUAGAUGAACCAGAGCUAUUCUUUAAACCAUGUAUUGUGAAUGCUAAAAAUACACCACGUGGAUGUGCUAAACUUACCACCUACUUAAAAGAGCCCGUUGCUAAAGGUCGAAUUAAAGAAGUCACAUUGAUGAAACGUUUCUGUGCUACCGAAGGUGCUGAGCCAGAAGAGAUUAAAUGUGUUGAUCGUCCUUCCGAAGGCGGCAAUUCAGAAUUAUGUAUUUGUGGUACGGAUAAUUGUAAUUCUGCUCCACAGUUAUUGAAAUCGUCAUUAUCAUCACCUAUUUUUUCUCUAACAAUAUCAACCAUUUACAUGAUAUUUAUGAAAAUCAACUAAUUAAUAUCAUUAUUAGCCAACUUUGUAAGUAGUAUAUACAUAUUGUUGUGAAACAGAGAUAUUUUUAGUCAGAUGUGUUAACCGAUGGGGCGAAAAGCAUCACAUUAGUUCACCAUGUAAAUGUGUGAAAACACAUGCAGACGUACACAAACACCUAUAUAAGUAAACGCCUACAAAAUUGUGCAUUUUCCUAAUUGGUAGCCGUAACUCAUUUGUCAUUCUAUUCGCCUUUUUAAACCUACAUACAAUUAGGAUGUUUAUUACUAUUAUUAUUGUCAAUAAUAUUGUCUGUUGUGAUGAUUGCUUUUUGUUGUGUUGUCCAUUAGUAUCACAUACAUAUAAGUACAAUUUAGUUUUUACAUAAAUUCUACUGUUGUCAUUAUUAAUUAUAAAUGUACAACAGCAUUAUAUAAUAUAUAUAUAGUAAUAUUUACCAUAUAUUCUUUAUCAGUAAU
Molecule: messenger RNA, 1192 nt
Organism: Schistosoma spindalis
Lineage: Eukaryota; Metazoa; Platyhelminthes; Trematoda; Strigeidida; Schistosomatidae
Source: the annotation of a GenBank genome assembly